Salvia splendens (bonfire salvia) is the source of this 1698-nucleotide messenger RNA. RefSeq lists its product as uncharacterized. NCBI's taxonomy places the organism in Eukaryota, Viridiplantae, Streptophyta, Magnoliopsida, Lamiales, Lamiaceae. Gene Ontology annotation, biological process: DNA integration. Gene Ontology annotation, molecular function: nucleic acid binding. The record is from RefSeq and is a predicted model, not a curated record. The transcript is spliced from 5 exons. Bases 1 to 1698 code for a protein of 565 amino acids.
AUGCAAGGAAUCGAUUUCCUCAUCGAUUUGCACAUUAUAGAAAUUCAUGGCCCGAAUAUUGUGUUGGGAAUGGAAUGGCUAGAAUCGUUGGGUAAGAUCUCCGCCGAUUUUGUUGGGAAGACAUUAGAGUUCAGACGGAACGGGAUCACGCUGGCGUUGCACAGCGUCCAACCAUCACCGCGCCUGAUUUCCUUGCGGUCCUUGGCAAUGCUUGCGUCCCAUUCAUCUACCCAUGACUUUUACGAGAUUAUACCGGUCGUCACGAAGAAUGGGGAGACCGGGACAAUGUCUGAAGAAGUCUUUCCGUCCAAUACACAGUCGGAGGUACCCCUACUUUCAGAAGAACGAGAUCAAGCGGAAAGUCCGCGACAUGCUCGAGCAGGGGCUUAUUCAGCGGAGCCACAGCCCUUUCUCUUCUCCGGUCCUCCUUAUUUGGAAGAAGGAUGGCACAUUCAGGCUGCCAUGAAUAGUAUUUUUCAGCCUUUGCUGCGGAAGUGUGUGAUCGUCUUCUUCGACGAUAUUCUUGUCUAUAGCCCGACGCUAGAAGAACACUGUUCUCAUUUGGCAGAAGUGCUACAGCUACUGCAGUCACACCAGUUCUUCGUUAAGAUGUCCAAGUGUUUGUUAUGCGACACGACAGUAGAAUAUCUGGGUCAUCUGGUAUCGGAUGGAGUGCUUAAGGCUAACCCAGCAAAAAUUGUGGCUAUGACCGCAUGGCCCCAGCCUAUAUCGGUUAAGCAGCUACGGGGGUUCUUGGGAUUGAUGGGAUAUUAUCGUAGAUCUACUAAAAAGGAGGCAUUUGCUUGGUCCCCGGCGGCAGAAACGGCAUUCGCUGAUCUCAAGCAAGCUAUGACGUCAGCACCUGUUCUGAGUCUGCCGGAUUUCGACAAACCAUUUUGUAUAGAGACAGACGCUUCCGACAUCGGCAUCGGGGCGGUGCUAAUCCAGGAUAAGCACCCGAUCGUCUAUUUCAGUAAGAAGUUGGGUCCAGGUCGCCGCGUUGCCUCGACUUAUCACAAAGAACUGUAUGCAAUAGUAGAGGUUGUGCAUAAAUGGCGCUGGGAUGAUAGUGACGACACCACCGUCGCCGGUGACCUGGCGACGACGGCAGUCCCACCUACCAGGGCCGACGACUUCCUUCCGUCAGAGGGGCGGCUUUCUUCGCGACAGUCGCCCAACCGGCACAGCACCACCGCAUCUAUCCUUCACCGACGGCCUGGUUUAUUUCAAGUCCGGAUCCUACUCAGUACUCACUCCAAGCUUAAACACCCUCUCUUGACGGAACACCACUACACGCCCAUUGCUUGCCACCCCGACCAUGAAAGGACUUUUCGCCUGCUGUCGGUAGGAUUCUAUUGGCCUCAUAUGCGCAAGGAUGUGAGGAAGUUUGUCGAGGCCUGCGCAGUGUGUCAGUCGACCAAGUAUUCCACGCAAAAGCCUGCAGGGUUGCUGCAACCACUAUCGAUCCCAUCUCAGGUUUGGGAAGACGUAUCCAUGGACUUCAUUACGGGUCUUCCCCCAUCGAGAGGUUAUACCACGAUCAUGGUAGUGGUGGAUCGCCUCUCCAAGUAUGCGCACUUUGCCCCGCUGCCUACAAAGUUUGAUGCCUUACGCGUGGCACAUUUAUUCAUCAACACGGUGGUUCGGCACCAUGGCUUUCCGAAGACAUUGGUUUCUGAUAGGGACUCAGUUUUUUGA